Papaver somniferum (opium poppy) is the source of this 747-nucleotide messenger RNA. RefSeq lists its product as uncharacterized. Lineage: Eukaryota; Viridiplantae; Streptophyta; Magnoliopsida; Ranunculales; Papaveraceae. The coding region runs from base 1 to 747 and encodes 248 amino acids. The transcript has a single exon. The record is from RefSeq and is a predicted model, not a curated record.
AUGAAGUACAAUGAUCUAUGUGUGGGUAACACUUUCAAAAGCAAGGGGGAGCUGAAACUUAUACUUGCAAUAGCCAAAGUAGAAAGAAAUUUUGAGUACAAAUCUUUUAAAUCCGACAGCCAGAGGUUUAUUGCCAAAUGCAAAGACAAGACAUGCGAGUGGCGUCUGCGAGAAGUUCCCUUAGAUUCUUGUGGGUGGUGGAAACUCACAGUUGCAAACGAUGUGCAUACUUGUGAAAGCAACAAAAGGACGGACACUGAAUUAAGAACCAAAGCGGCCUCUACUGGAAUUGCAGAGCUUUUCAAGCACAAAUUCAAAGAACUAGAUGCGGCAUUUACGCCCAAACAACUGGUUAAGGACAUAAAAAGGGAUUAUGGAGUGGUUAUCAAUUACCGGCAGGGAUACAACGCUUGCAAGCGUGGUAUUGAGCCGAUCAAAGGUAGCCCUGAUGAAUCGUACCAACACUUCGUUGGUUAUAGUCACAUGCUUGGUGCUCGUAACAAGGGUACUGUUACCGAGAUUGUAACUGAUUCGGAUGAUUCUUUUCUAUAUUAUUUCUUUGCUUUUAGAGUAUGUAUUGAAGGAUUCAAAAACUGUUUCAGACCCGCAUUUGCGGUUGAUGGUACACAUCUUACAGGGCCACGCCAAGGAGUUCUACUGUCAGCCGUUGGAAUGGAUCCCGACGAGUCGAUCUAUCCUAUUGCUUUUGCUGUUGUUGAUUCAGAGAAUAAUGAAUCUUGGGAAUAG